Saxophila tyrrhenica is the source of this 981-nucleotide messenger RNA. RefSeq lists its product as uncharacterized. Lineage: Eukaryota; Fungi; Ascomycota; Dothideomycetes; Mycosphaerellales; Extremaceae. The transcript has 3 exons. The record is from RefSeq and is a predicted model, not a curated record. Bases 1 to 981 code for a protein of 326 amino acids.
AUGGACGCCGCCAAAGCAUCCGUCAAGAAGUUCAUGUCCAGCUCUGGUCACCACGACACAUCUGUUCACGAGAAGGUUGCCCCUGCAGUGCAGCAAGAGACAAUCAACCGUGAGCAGCAUGAGCGACAAACCACCGCCGUCGACAAGGAGGUUCACCAGGACCACUACCACACCACAGUGCAGCCAGUGAAGGAUUCGGAAGUCCUUCCUGAGCAGCACCAUCACAACAUGAUGCCAACCGAGCACCGUUCGUUCGAGCACGACAACUCUGACAGCGUGAAGCGGUCGCUUGAUACCGAGCAAGCCAAGUACUACGACACAACAUCCCAAGUGGAGGGUCGCCAUACCACCACUGCCGAGCCCACCGUGGCUGGGGAGCACGUACACCACCAUGUGCAUGAGACCAUUCAGCCUGUGGUUCAGAAGCAGACCGUUGAGCCUCACGUCAUGCACACAACUGUUCCGGUUCAUGAGGUUCAUCACAAUGAGUCCAAGCACCACGCGUCCAGCGCUCUCCCCGCCGUCUCCAUGGACGAUUUCAAGAAGUCCGGCGGUGCUCUGACUGGUCGUGACGAGCGCCACGACAGGUUUGAUGGCUGCCCACCUGAGCAAAUCUCCGGCAACACUGGAGGACACUCCAGCUCCACCACAUCGAGCGCCGUGCCACCGACCACCGGUAGCAGCACCAGCCGUGAUUUGAACGGCACCACCAGCAACUCGAGCAGCAUGGCCCCGAAUACCAUUACCGACACUAAGUCUAGUAGUUCUGGCGGACCCUUCAACAGCCACAAGCACGACCCAAGUCUGUCACAGUCUACGUCCAACAGCUCCGGGCAUCAGCACCCAACCCCUGCUUCCUACGGCAACGACAUGCACACCGAGAAUACCAGUUCCACUUCACAGAGCAAGCCCAGUAUGAUGGACAAGCUCAACCCGAAGAUGGAUGCUGAUGGUGAUGGAAAGUCGGGCAUGAUGAGCUAG